AUGUUUGAUAGAGAAUUGUCGACUAUUGAUGAGGAAUCGGAAGACGCUUGGUCCGGAACAUCAGGAACAUCAGAAACAUCGACUGAAAUGACGACUACGUCAUCUAGAACUAGGAGGUAAACUUAGAAAGCUAAUGUUAGGGGAAAAAGAUGAAAGAUCUGAUUAUACCUAAUUAUCUGGAAUUAAUUAUAGUAUUUCAAAUUAUUAUACCUCGCUACGAAGUACGUAAAAAAUUAAUUAUUAGUGACAAUGUGAAAAAAUCAAAGAAACAAAAAAAAUAGGUUCGCGAGAGGAAUCGUACUCAGCGCCUCUAAUUAUUAUCAGAUAACUACCGCAGAAAAUUCAAAAUAUUUUGAAAUGUUUAAAAACCUCACAUUCUUGUGACACCCCUGUGAUCACACACGUUUGAAAAAGAAGAAAGUUGUGCAAUUUUCAUCGCGCAGCCGACAAAAACGGUGCAACGCCUAGCGGUUUAAUUACCCCCACUUCAUCAAAAACAAAAAACAUAGCGAAAAUCAGCGUAUCGAGAUCUGUGCGAAUGACUUUAUUUGGAAUUUUUAGGGGUCCUGGGAAGAAAGUUAGCCUCCGCUGCGAGACCAUUUCAAACUAAAAACACACGCGCCUUUGAAACCGUACCUCUUUUUUUCACAAGAAAAAAAUAAAGAGUGUGGCAAACGAGGAGAGUGCGAGAGAUGUGUGAGAACAAAAUGUGUGCAAACACCUGUCUGCAAACACCGUUGUCGCCGCUUACCAUGACUCUUCAUUGCAUGGGAAAAACGUGUGUGGUGGAAAAGGAAAAUCAUGAUUUUCCUUUUCCACUCGUGCGAAUUUUGAAAAUCGCAGGAAAAAGAAAAGAGAAAACAGCAUUUCAUCAUGUUCCUUGAAAAAUUGACUACGGUUUGUGUGUUUGUGCGUCGCUGUGUUUGCACACACCGUAGUGAAUUUUAAAGGAACAUGUGAAAAAAGCAUUUCUUUCUUUUUUUUUUCAGCAAAAUACUGCGCGGCACAAAAAUCGAAAAGGCCGUAAAAGCGUGCCAGAGUGGAAAUAUAACUCUGCUCAAAACCCUUCAAAUUGCGCCGAAUCAAUUGGACGACGAAGAAUGUGGACUUUUGCACUGGGCAGCGAUCAAUAAUCAAAUUGAAAUAAUCGAAUAUUUGCUGACAAAGGGGGCGAAUAUUAAUGUGAUUGGCGGAAAUUUGAAAUCGACGCCGCUGCAUUGGGCAUGUCAUGUGGGACAUUUAGAAGCAGUUGUUACACUUAUUUUGGUGAGAUUUUUUUAAUCUAAAUGGGCGGGACCUUCUGAGAAAGCGGCAGAAAAUCAAAAAUAUGGAUAUAGAGUAUCAAAGUAAAGAAAGGAUAUCAAUUUUUAGAAGUUUCAUCUAAAUGUGUGCGCUUUUCUUUUGAAAAAAACCUUUACGUCGCCAGAAAAAAACGAUCCGUCGAAAAAUUUCAAAAAAAAAAGAAAAAACGCGGUCCAUGGAGGAAAAUGCGUCCGACCCUUGUACAAAUUUAAAUUUGUGUGCGUCGUGGCCCUUCCUCUCUGUCUCUCACUUUUUCUCCUUGUUGACUCUGCUUCUUUUUCUUUUUUUCUCGACUGAUUUUCGAGUAUUGUCCAUUUUGCCGAACUCAAUUGAUCAGAGGUGAAUUCAUCGUUGAUCAAUAAUGAGAAAAACAUUUUUUUUUUUCGGAAAAAUCAAUUUUUGAAAGCUGACGGUCAUCGAUGGUCAGACACAAUAAAUGAAAGCGCACCGUGUGAGAAAGCUGCAGAAAAUCAAAAAAUAUAGAACUCGAGAGGACAUCAAGUUUUAGGAGUUUUAAGAAGAAAUUGCACAAAAUUUCAAAAAAAUAAUUUUCACUGGAAAAGUUUCUUAUUGCCAUAGAUUUUUCAGCUUUUUUUCAGUUUUUCAGUUUGAAAAAAAGGAAAAAGAGGGAAACGGAUAAUUAGAAAUUCAAAUGAAAGAAACGAAAAUAGAGAAAAACAAAAAAAAACAAACAUGUACUUUUAGUGAUUUUUUCAGUGCCUUUUUGAGCGAAAAUGUCCCUGGGGUAUCUUUGGUGAACGCUCAUUUUUUCAAUUUAUUUUCACAAAAAAAGGCUUAGGCCUACAAAUUAAAAACAUUAUUUUAUUACUGAAAAUUGUUGAUUUUUCGCUUCGCGUCGUCCUUAAAAUAUCUAUUUUUAGAAUGGCGCCGAUCCUUCAAUUCGAAAUAUCAAUGGUGAAACUGCACUGCAUGUAGCGGCUCAAACUGGAAAUUCCGUAAUCAUUUCCUAUAUUUUAAUCAAAGCGGAUCGAAUCAAAGAUGCUCGGGAUAAAUUUGGACAGUCUGCAUUGCUUAUUGCAGCUCGAAAUUGUUAUGGAAUGUUUCCCAUCAAGAUUUUUGUGUUCCGUCGAGCGCAUUUGGAUUUUGCGGAUGAUUUGAAAGGAGAAACUGCGUUGCAUAUUUCGGUUAGAAAACAGAAUCAUUUGGGAGCGGUGUAGGUUUCUUUUAAAUGUUUUUGGAGUUAAUUUAUCGUGUGGAAACGUUUGGAAAUGAUUUUCAAACCGAUAUUGUUUCCAGAGAACUUCUCGUAGGUGGUGCCGAUUAUGAAAAACGAAAUCAGGAAGGAAAAACUGCACUUCAAUUAACCUCUCAAAAAUCCGCGAAAUCUUUGAAAAAAUUGACAAAAAAUACAUAUUUGAAACGAUUUGGCACGAAAAAAAUGCGAUUUUUCUCAAAUUGGGGAUUUGAAAUGCUAUUCUCAGCUUCAAUUAUUGGAAUCACUGUCAUUUUGUUUUUCCUUGCCACAUAUUUCAUUCACAUGGCAGCCGGUUUUGCAGUUUUGGCGAUUAUGAUUGCGCUGAUUUUCGGGAUUUAUUAUAAAAAACCGAUUCAACAUAUGAUGCUUUUGCCAGUUUCGUAUAUUCAAACUUUGGGUUUUGCGGAAUUUGGAAUACUGUAAGUUUUCUGAGAAAAUUUUAAGAAAAGAAUGAGAAUUAUUCCAGGAUUUUUUAUACGAAUGGGAUUAUUCCUUGGUAUAUUUUGGUGCCAACAAUUUUGCUUUGGGCGAUUUCGGGACUUGUUUUUUGGACGUAAGUUUGAAAUUUUUAUAAACUUGCAUUGUUCCUAGGAAUAAGUUUCAUUUUCCAGACUCCUAUUCUGGAACCCUGGAGUCAUUGCUUAUCCCGAAAAACCCUACGACGAAUUCAUCAAAAAAAUCGAAUCCGGAAGCAAAGAUCGAUGGUGUUUCACAUGCUGGAUCCCAAAAACCCAGAAUUCUCAUCAUUGUUCAAUUUGCGAUCGAUGUGUUCAUGAUUUUGAUCAUCAUUGUCCAUGGAUUUAUAAAUGCGUAUAUCAGAAAAAUAUGAAACUAUUUUUGAGUUUUCUCAUCCUCACUUUGGUCUGCUGCUAUGUUUAUUCGAUCAUUGUUGGAUUUUGUAUAUAUCAUCAUGUUGUGAAUGAGGGAGCUUGUGAGUUUUUUGCGGGUUUUUACUGCUUUUGCUUCUUAUCUGUGUGACUUGGCACAGAUUUUCAAUUUUCUGUAAAAAGUGACCUGAAAAUGAGAAAUAACCUUUUUUAGUACAUGUUUUCUUGAACGAAACAAUAUUAUUGACUUCGUUCAUCUUCUCAAUAUUCCACAUAUUUGGUGCCAGCACAAUUGUUUUCACCCAAUUCAAUCAAGUCUCUCGAUUUUCUCAUGGAAAUCCAAAUUUGGCGCUCGACGAAAAUUUGACACUCGGAAAACGCAUCGGAAAUGUUGUCACUUAUUUUGUAACACCAACUCGUUCACCAAAAACUUCUGCAACCACUUUUUCGACCACAACAUCAACUGAAACAUAUUUGAGUUGA
Caenorhabditis angaria is the source of this 3828-nucleotide messenger RNA. The record is from the annotation of a GenBank genome assembly. Lineage: Eukaryota; Metazoa; Nematoda; Chromadorea; Rhabditida; Rhabditidae.